Molecule: messenger RNA, 1985 nt
Organism: Armigeres subalbatus
Lineage: Eukaryota; Metazoa; Arthropoda; Insecta; Diptera; Culicidae
Exons: 5
Coding region: 598-1920 (440 amino acids)
Source: RefSeq, a predicted model, not a curated record
GAUCAAAAUUUAGCAUUCAUUCGAACUAACUUUUAGAGCCUAACUACUUGUCGUCGCAAGUCGUGUGUAGUGAGUACGCGCGUGAAAAGAGGUAUUGUUUAGCAGCGUCUUUGAUUACUAUCUUCCAUCCCUCAGUAUAUGUACUUAGUGCUCACCAGCAAGAGACCCCAUCUGCUGCGUCGCCGUGUCGUACCCCGUUGUCCAAAACUGUUGGCGGCGGCGCGGAAAGCACUAAACGGCGCUUGGGAAAUUAUUUAUUGUUUAACCGUCGAACGGAACGGAACGGAACGUGAAAACGGGUUUGGAAAAAUAAUCAGUCGGGAGUGUCGCGCGUUGGACUGUGUCUCUUGGACUGUGAUAAGCAAUGCCAGAAUGAAAGUGAAAUCGGAGCUUUUCCUGGAGGUAGAAUGUGCGAAACAAUGACAACAAGUGAACCGAUCGCUCGUUACGAAGAGUUUGGAUGAUUUGGGCUAUAGUUGAGCGAUCUGAGCAGUGAGGGGGGUGCCAGUGUAGUGAAUUCGAUAGAUUUCCAUUCAUUAGAGUAAUUUUCAAUCGUAUUAUUUUACCGUGAGAGCGGAAACUGAAGCACGCUGAAGCAUGGUUAGGCCAGCAUCAAGAAUAUUUAUUAAGCUUCUCGAAUUAUUGGCAUGUGUUGCAUGUAUAAUCACUAAAAUCAUCACCGAUCAUGAGUCACAGCGAGUAUUCGUGCGGAAUCAGAAAUUAUCUAGAGAAUGGAGUCUGAUACACAACGUCACCUGGAGCAGUGGUGGCAAUGCAUUUACCAAUAUCGUUUACGGAGGCUACACAAUUGUCAUAGCGCUAAUGCUAAUCACAAGAUGUGUGGAUGCCAAAUCAAGACCAACGCUUUUCGAAAAGAUUGUACUAACGCUGGGGACGUUGCUAUUCUUCGCCGCUGGUGGCCUGGUUUUUGCCUCGAUAGACCAAGUACAUCCGGACCUCCAUGACAACGCAAUCAUAUUGGGCUGUUUAUCGUUCUUGGUGGCGAUACUGUUCGUGAUAGAUUUGGCCGAUCCGCUGGCUCGCAUGACCGCCCACAUGACCCAAACCGAUAGCUCCUCCAUGACAAACGUUUCCCGAGGAUCGGAUACCGAAAAGGCAAUCGCACUGAAAAAAGAUGUUUCAACCGAUACGGAAGCACCGGUGUAUCUGAUUUCAGGUCAAGACCGCUACAAAGAUAUGAAUGAGACGUCGUCAGAUCGCCGUCGAUUUGUGGAUGCAGAUGAACGAGAUUAUCCCGCUCGGGACGAACCGGAUCGGCGAAGCUAUCGUAAAUCUGAAUCCAGACGCCAGAGCUAUCUGGACAGCAUUGGGGAAGGGCUCGAUUACAGCAGGGAAUCAAUCGUUGAACGUAAAGUGCUUCCUUCAGUGCAAACUCCGGUGUUUGCUCAUGUGCGACCAGCACCGGAAGAAAGUCGUCGGAUAGCUGGUAAGGAAAUUCAGUACCUACCUCGGUAUGAUUACCGGGACCGACGGGACUAUCGUGAUGCGGGGCCUAAUCUGAACCGUCAGUCGUCACACCCACACUCACCAAAAGCACCUUCCUACCACGAUAACGAAUCAUUCGUGGAGGAAAUCUCACCGUCUCGACGAAGCACAUACGUACCAGCGGACAAAUUCGACAACGAAGCAGUUCAGAUGAAUCCACGUCCGAGGCCUCCACCUCCAGCUAAACCAACAACUUCGCCCAAGGCGAGUCAUGGAUUUGCUUCAGGGUCAGGAUCAAGCUGUAGUGGUUGCAACUGCUCUCAGCGGAGUCAACCGGGAAAAAGAAGAGAUCAAGGACGGGAUGAACCGGACAUACCAAUCAAACCGGGCUACGUAGCCAACGCUGCCAAAAAGUGGGAUGAUCGACUGAGGAGUAAAAGCCAGCCUAUAAUCGGAUUGAAUACCAUGGUUUAGAGCAGUUGGUUAUUCUAAUGCCAGUACAGUUCAGUAGAUGUUUAAUAAAACUAUUUUGCUAGGAA